UUUCGGAUUGUGUGCUAUGUAUUUUUAGGUCAGAGUGCACACAUGACACAAUUUGGCAAUUAAGCUGUCAAAUGUUGACGUACCCCCGUAUUGUAUUACUUCCUAUGUUGCUUUGACAUUUUUUUCCAGCUGCCUCUCUCUCUCGCUUCGCGUUUAUAAAUAUACAUAUAAAACCGGGUUCUAAUCGACACAGCUGGUAGUUGGUGACGGGCUAAACAACCUGUCAACUUAGCCCACGCAGGUUUAUGAAAAUUCACAAAACAUUUCAGGCCUUCUGCCUGGAAUCUUGACAAUGGUUUAAGAGUACAAUUUAUGCUUAAAUAAGGCAAAAGUUGUGGAGUUGCCUGGUGGAGGCCUGUUGGGGUGUCUAGAUGUAGUUGCUAACCACAGUGGGGCAAGGUAAUGCAAGGUAAUACUCUAACUCUCAACCGCUCAUCCAAAUAACCGUAGCAAGUAAAGGAGGCACGAGAGCAGUGUCAACACGGCUGUCUGUCAACAAGGAUGGAAACAAACGACACCGCAAUGAAAGAAGUUUAAUGGACUGGCAGCGGGGGCAGAACGAUGAUGAUGAUUUGCCUGCAGAAACUUUUAGCGACUUAAUUACAAGAGCAACUGGAGUUCAUGCACAAAAGUAUUUGGCUUUGACAACGACGCCAGCAUCCCAAUCUUCUAGUAUGCAACGGCCCAGGGAGCCAACUGUCAUCGCUUUGGGUGCCCAGCAAAGCAAUUACGAUAAAACUUUGCACAAAAUCGAUCAAACAUUGAAACUUGAGCAGAGCGAAGGAGAUGCCAUCAUAGACGACGACAUCGACGACUAUGAGUACGAAGAUGAAAGCGAAGACGAGCCAAAGAAGGAGACAACAGAGCGGCCAGUGCCUAAGACUAGGCAACAAUUUAGCAAAUCAUUAAACGGCGAUUUGCGUAAAGCAGGUAAAAUGCUUGCCAAACCCCAACGGAAGUUGACGCUUGCCGAGACUGGCGAUACCAUCGAUGGCAACGCUGUCGAGUCAGAUACAGAGGCAAGCAGUGUUGCUUCUGUUAUUGAUGACUAUAAUCAAACUGACAGCACCAUCAGCGUGAGCGUGGAGGGUUCCGCGCUGACAACGACGUCAGAAAGUGACAACGAUGACGUUGUUGAAAUCGACACCACCGAAAAGAAUGGGAGGAUGUCCUCAACCGUCUCCAUUAUUGAAAAUGAUUUUCAAAUCAACCAGAAUACAGAAGCACAAGCUCCAGCUGCAGCUGUAGCUGAAGUUGAAGUUGAAGAUGAAGCUGAUGCUGAAGCGAAGCAGAAACCUGCCGCUAAUGAUAACAAUAAUGAGCGUGAUUUACUUGAUAACAACGAGGAGCACAACAAUGAGGGGCGGCUACCCCCGCAGAGAAUAAUUCAAACGGUGUCCGACCUAAUGCUGAGCGAUGCAGCACUUUUGGAUAAUGGCGACAUCGAUAUAGUCAAAUUAGACGAAACGCCCACCUCCAAUGAAGCUAACCUUUACAAAACGGCCGUUGAGCAAGCCAAGUCAAGCCCGCACCAGCCUCCGCCAGCGAGUGAGAACGAGGUUUUCAAGGAUCAGGAUGGUGUAUUGCCGGCACGCUUGACACCACUGAAACCUUAUGUUAGCGAGCGCAUUGAUCGGCCCAGUAAGCGCAUUCUGGUAAAUCUGACCAUUGCCACGGAGGGCGACAGCGCCUCCGUCUAUACGCUCCAUGUUGAGGUGCCGACCGGCGACGGACCCCAUAACGUGGAGCAGGUGCUGACCCACGAAAAAAUGGCUGGAGAUGACAACAGCAAUGUGGAUAAUGGUGGCUCGUGUGUGUUUGAGCCACCGCCCCGAAUGCCCGAUUGCCCCUGCAGCUGCUUGCCCCCGGAGCCACUAAUUUUCGCGGACAACGACAACAGCCCGGUUGACAUUGACUCUGCCGUCCCGACGACAGCGGCACCGCAUGCAGAGGAAGCUACUCUCUUAAGCCAUCAGCUUGAUUCGAGUGAUAACGAGCAGGUGGAAAGCCUGACUGACAGCACCGUUACUAACCUUCCUACCACUGACACUAAUAACAACAUUGCCGCUUCUGAUACUAGUUCUGAUGUGCUUGGUGGUGAAAAGAUUGCAUGCCCCGAUGUUAUGCCCAUACUCAUACUGGAAGGUGAUUGUACUAUCUGCUAUCGAUGCUAACCUCACUUUAAGUGCUUAACACUAACCCGACCAUCAAAUAACAGUAUAUAGUAGACGCAAUACAGUUUAUAACUGCUUAAGCUAUUCUAAUAAUACAAACCAUAAUCACAUUACAAUCCCCAAUUAUUCCCGCAUCUGUACAAAAAACCUUCGAGCAUGAACAGUGGCACCAACAUCUGGCUGGCUGCAUAACGACCAUCCUCAUCUACUAACGAGAAAGCCGACACAUAAGCAACCCUAGAUGUGUGAUAUAUAAAAACUAAUCCGAAUCACCUAAUGAUCUAGAUGGUUAUGAUCGCAUCAUCAUAUCAUAAGAGCCCUCUGUCUAUAUACGUAUCUAAGUACUUUACCGAACAUAUUCUCAUUCCAUUUAUAUAUAAAUUACUUAUUACUUAUUAACUUAUUAACCCAAAUGUGAAUUGUUUGUGCUUUGUUUUUCAUCAUCCAAUCACUCCACGCAAAUGUCGCACUCUUGUCGCAUCACCUGUUUC
Messenger RNA from Drosophila mojavensis, 2665 nucleotides. Its product is annotated as nucleolar protein dao-5-like. Lineage: Eukaryota; Metazoa; Arthropoda; Insecta; Diptera; Drosophilidae. The coding region runs from base 537 to 2174 and encodes 545 amino acids. The transcript has a single exon. The record is from RefSeq and is a predicted model, not a curated record.